This is a messenger RNA of Silurus meridionalis, 2312 nucleotides long. RefSeq names its product sideroflexin 5b (gene sfxn5b). The transcript is spliced from 14 exons. Bases 136 to 1113 code for a protein of 325 amino acids. Gene Ontology annotation, cellular component: mitochondrial inner membrane. The record is from RefSeq and is a predicted model, not a curated record. NCBI's taxonomy places the organism in Eukaryota, Metazoa, Chordata, Actinopteri, Siluriformes, Siluridae. Gene Ontology annotation, biological process: citrate transport; monoatomic ion transport; mitochondrial transmembrane transport. Gene Ontology annotation, molecular function: citrate transmembrane transporter activity; monoatomic ion transmembrane transporter activity.
ACCACAAGAAAACUCCAUCUCCCAUGAAGCUUUGCGCGUGAUUGCUUCAUGACUUUCGUACUCGAGUUGACUGUUCUUUAAAAAUCUCGUCUCUGGAGGCUUGGUGUUACUUGGCGCUUGGUCUUGGUUGCAGGAAUGACCGAGGCUGCAGUUUACCCUGCGUUCCAGCUCGGACAGCCGCGCUAUGACCAGAGCUCGUUCCUUGGCCGAUUCAGACACUUUGUAGAUAUCAUCGACCCCAGAACUCUUUUUGUGUCAGAGACUCACUUAAAGCAAUGUGUUGCUCUCCUGGAUAAUUUUAAACAUGGGACUCUUCCAUUUGGAACAACGGAUCAACAGCUCUGGGAGGCUCAGAAAGUGAAACAGGCUAUUAUUCACCCUGACACUGGACAGAAGAUUUUUAUGCCUUUUCGCAUGUCAGGUUAUGUUCCUUUUGGAACACCCAUUGUGGUUGGUCUCCUUCUCCCAAACCAGACUUUGGCAACCACCGUGUUCUGGCAGUGGUUAAACCAGAGCCAUAAUGCUUGUGUAAACUACGCCAACCGCAAUGCCACGAAGCCCACACCAACAUCAAGGUUUAUUCAGGGGUACCUGGGAGCUGUGACGAGCGCGGUCUCAAUUGCGGUUGGUUUGAAUGUGCUUAUAGAGAAAUCCAGGAAAUUUAACCCAGCCACCAGACUCAUCAUACAGAGAUUCAUUCCUUUCCCUGCUGUAGCUAGUGCAAAUGUGUGUAAUGUGGCUCUUAUGAGACACAACGAACUCUCAGAGGGGAUCGAUGUGCUAGACUCCAAAGGGAAUGUGGUGGGCUCUUCUCGGAUAGCAGCCAAACAUGCACUGAUGGAGACAGCGUUUACAAGAGUGGUCCUUCCACUGCCUAUAUUUGUUCUCCCACCUAUAAUAAUGGCCUUUGUGGAGAAGCUGCCUCUGAUGCAGGCUCAUCGCCGGCUCAUGCUGCCUGUCCACAGCUUAGUGUGCCUGGCCGUGUUCGGUCUCUCUCUGCCUCUAGCCAUCAGCCUCUUCCCACAGAUGUCUCAGAUUGAGGCUUCUCACCUUGAGCCGGAAAUUGCCAUGGCAACCGAUUGCAAGGUGCUGACCUAUAACAAAGGACUGUGAAGAAAGCAAACACAGAGAAGGAGUGAGAGAUGCCAAAAGAAAGAGAAAGAAGAGGAAGCAGAAAGCAAACUAUUCUGAUUAAACAGCCGUCCAUUGUUGUUUAACAAAGCAGGUGCAGUGGAGAAUGGACAAUAUAAUAUUGUAGCAAAAGAGCAAUAAUUACACCAUGUUAAUGACAUAACCUUAACCUUCAAGCCAUUAAUCUGUACUACAAUUAAUAAUGUAUGACAGUAUACAGUUUACAGUAUGCAAUAGUUAUAGAAUGGCAAAGUGCUGAAGCAGUUUCCGUUAGGACAAUUCCACAAGCUAAACAAUAUUCUGUUAGGAUUUUUUGCCUCUAAGCAUUUUUAGUAAUGGAAGAUUAAUGAAAGCAGUGGUGCUCCGUUGAUUUCUUAAAGUAUAGAAACACCAAGAAACAGCUUUUAAUAGUAAUUUUUUUUUAUUCAGCAUUGCAUUCUGGGAGAAUAAUUAUGUUAAUAAAAGUAUUGGUCCACUGUUGUUUUCUGAAGAAGAAAAAAAGUGCAAAUACAUCAAGGAACAGCUUUUAGUCCUAUUUUUAAGUCUAUAUUGUGUUCUAAUAAGCUUGAUAAUCUUGUAUUUAAAACUCCAGAGAUUCUUAGAGUGAAUCCUAACCAAUGGUAUGUAUUAGUUAAAGUUCAACAAUGAACCGAGGUAUAGAACAUUCACAGUUGCCCAGUGUUACAUGGCAAGUCUUUUAUUCAAAAACAUUUUGCAUCAAUGUCCAGGAUGAAGAUGGGUAAUGUGUUCUACACCAGUACAGGUGCCAUUAUGGUUGCAAACUCCUUGUGAACGUGUUAAACCUGGAUUUUUCCGUUUUUCAAAUGUGAACCAACUGUGGCAUUAAUUCUAUUAUUAGUGUUAAAUUGUCUUAUUAGCAACCUUUAAGAUGCACCAAUGCUUCUUAAUUGUUCUACAUGUAUGCAGUUCAGGACUUUUAAUAUGGUUAAUAUUGUUCCCGUUAUUCUUUUUUAAAGCCUGUGUGUUACCCACUGUAGCUUUGUAACUGACACAGAGAAUUGCUGAGAUAUUUGUACUUGCAUCAAAAACAUUUCCUUUAUGAGAUUUGUGAGUUUUUCUCCAUUUUUUUUUCUUGCACUUGGUGUAGCACUUAUAAUCAGGUACUUUAAUAACAGAAUAUUGACAAAUAUAUUUGAGGGUCACCAACCCUGUUGUUUUCA